AAACUGAAGCAUACAAAAUAGAAAACAAUUAGCUUCUCAGGAAAUGCCUCCCCUUCCUUACUCUAUGCUCUUCUCAACCAUUCAAUCUGGUGCGGAACUCACAUGAUGACACAGUCGUGAAACCCAUCACGGCAAUCGAACCCCAGAUCAUGAAUCUCCUCCCUGCUGCCUGUUCCUGCCCGUACAGAAAGCGGGUGGUGGAGCGCCACCUGGCUCCGCCUCUGUGAUUGCACGUGAGGGCGAUGGAAUUGGCGACCGGGCAGUGAGUGAAGGCCUCCGGAGGGUAAUCUAUGUCCAUCUGUUUGAUGGGUUGGAUUUGGUGCAGAGCUAGAUCCACCAUUGGCAGAGCAACAAUUGCUCUGGAAUAGGAUAAACUUGUAACCAGACAGGUAUUGAUUUACUCCAUGAUCAGGACAACUUAGUCCCCGCGCCGAACAAGAAUAGAUUUACCCCUGGUUAGAGUGCAUCCAAAGUUCCAAACCCCUGACGAAACAGAACGAAUAUCUUUUAGCAGAGCCAAUAGCAAGCAGCAAGCUCGACCCCCAUCAACAAGUGUUGGCCCUGUGACUGUGAGGAGGAUAAUGGUAGCAUACGGGGGAAUUUCUUCUCUUAGUCUCAGUCCUAGUCCUUGCUUUUCUUCUUUGCCUUAUCUUCGUCGGCGCUGCUUCUCCACUCGCCGGACGUUUGCCCUCAUGGCAGGAUUAGGUGAUGAUCCUGUCCGAGAUUGGAUUCUGUCGGAAGGAAAAGCAAGCAAGAUUACAAGGAUUAGUCCUGUUGGUGGUGGUUGCAUUAACCGUGCAAGUCGUUACGACACUGAUGCUGGUUCUUUCUUUGUUAAAACAAACAGGAAUAUUGGGCCAUCAAUGUUUGAGGGGGAGGCUCUUGGAUUAGAUGCCAUGUACAAAACUAGAACGAUUCGUGUGCCUCAGCCAUUUAAGGUUGGAUCCUUGCCAACAGGUGGAUCAUACAUCAUUAUGGAGUUUGUUGAGUUUGGUGCAUCUAGAAGCAAUCAGUCUGUGUUAGGAAGAAAGCUAGCUGAAAUGCAUAAAGCUGGGAAAUCAGAAAAGGGAUUUGGUUUUGAUGUAGAGAACACCAUUGGCAGUACUCCACAGAUAAACACUUGGUCAUCAGAUUGGAUUCAAUUUUAUGGAGAGCAUAGAUUAGGUUACCAGCUGAAGUUGGCACAAAAACAAUAUGGUGAUUCAACCAUUUACCAAAAAGGACAGAGACUGAUACAGAAGAUAGCCCCUCUCUUUGAGAACAUUGUAAUAGAGCCAUGCUUGCUACAUGGAGAUUUAUGGAGUGGGAAUAUCACCUACGACAAGAAUGGAGAGCCUGUUAUACUUGACCCUGCAUGUUACUGUGAGUCUCUCUGGCUUUGCCAUAUCAUUCUAUGGAAGGGGCAGCCAACAAUAUGUAUCUUCCCUUUUCAUAUAGUUAGCACCUAGUUUGUUUUGUUGGUUUGUGCAUAAAUUUCUCAUGGUCUGUAACUUCAAUAAAAAGCUCAAUCAGGGUCAUGAGUCUGGAAGUUGAAUAUGCUCAUGUUUUCAGUAUGAAAACAUCUAGCAAUGGUUGGAUAAUCAUUUUUAGGAGUGGUAGAAGAAGUGAAGAACGCCCUAACCUCUGCUAGAAUAGAAAAUGAGUACGAUGACUAAAAUUACAAAAAAAAAAAGGGGGAAGGGGGAAGAAGACGGAAAGAUCCUGUGAACAGUUGCAUGGUCAUCUUUGGGAUGUCAGUUGGAACCUCUAUUGUAUAUAUCUUAGAUACAUUGAAUUGAUAUUUUGAAACGACUGGUGGGAACUCUAAUUCACCUGAUCAAAAUCACUUAUAGAUGGACACAGUGAAGCAGAAUUUGGAAUGUCAUGGUGUGCUGGCUUCGGAGGAUCUUUUUACAAUUCCUACUUUGAGGUGAUGCCUAAACAGCCAGGCUUUGAGAAGAGGAGAGAUCUCUAUCUGUUGUAUCAUUACUUGAAUCAUUACAAUCUCUUUGGCUCUGGUUAUCGCUCCUCCGCCAUGUCUAUAAUAGAUGACUAUCUGAGGAUGCUCAAUGCAUAGGUGCUAAACUUUAAAAAAAACUCUUAUGAACUUGUUAAUUUUGUGAAAUAUAAUUCUAUUUACCCAUCAAUUCUCACCCUGUAAGCCAACUUGGCAGUCUCUUUCCCAUGGAAAUAAGAAAGAUUCUAAGUGGAU
Molecule: messenger RNA, 2191 nt
Organism: Rubroshorea leprosula
Lineage: Eukaryota; Viridiplantae; Streptophyta; Magnoliopsida; Malvales; Dipterocarpaceae
Source: the annotation of a GenBank genome assembly